UGUGUUUUACGCGAUGAUGCUGGCAGAAACGUCGCUAUUCCUCCUGGAGAGAGCAUAUUGGGAAUUCAAGCUUCGUUACCAGAGGUUGCUGGAAGUAGUCACUCGAACGUGUGAGCUUGAUCAAGACGACAUUGAAACCAUGAAGCAGUACUGGUACACAUUGUACUCACGAUCGCUGAACGGAAGCGUGUUUGAUGGCCUGGGAAUGGACCUUAUCGAUUUCACCGUCGAGAAGCUGCAGUCAAGCAUAAGGGAAGAGCAGCUCGGUAGCGUCAAAAUACUGUCAGCUCUUGUCUCAAAAGGAGAUUCAAUGGAAGAAACGCAACGGAGGAUUGGUACCACGCCCGGAGUUGUGGAGAGACUCUUAGAGAUGAUCACCUGGAAGGAUCCUAGUGAGGCCGAAAUCAGGAAAGCUGCAACCAUAGUAAUCAAGCACCUGGUUCGUCACAGCCAUAACUGCUUCAGGAUUUCCGCUAUCCCUGGAUCCCUGGAGGCCCUCACUGCUCUUUUACCCGAAAGACAGGAGGAAGUGCUAGAAGUCCUCAACAGGCUAGCCGUGGAUUACAGGACAUGCGUGCGAAUCGGUCACACCAGCGGACUUAUCUCCAUCCUGGUUGAAUUUAUCCAAGACGAAGACUGGCACUUCCCCAGAGCACAAACGUCGAGAGAAGCAGGAGAGGAGGAAGUGCUAGAAGUCCUCAACAGUCCUCAAUUAAGAAAGAUUUAUACCAGGGAGUUGACGCCAUGGUCUGUGGGAGUCAGGAUCAUCAGCCUCAUUUUGUACAUCCUUCAACUACUAGUCAGUGUCCCGAGGCACAAAAGGAGCUCCUCGACAACUUGAUGGCAAGGGACAUGAAAUGC
Messenger RNA from Selaginella moellendorffii, 861 nucleotides. RefSeq lists its product as uncharacterized. The transcript has 2 exons. Bases 14 to 841 code for a protein of 275 amino acids. The record is from RefSeq and is a predicted model, not a curated record. Lineage: Eukaryota; Viridiplantae; Streptophyta; Lycopodiopsida; Selaginellales; Selaginellaceae.